Messenger RNA from Phyllostomus discolor (pale spear-nosed bat), 3915 nucleotides. RefSeq names its product A-kinase anchoring protein 1 (gene AKAP1). The record is from RefSeq and is a predicted model, not a curated record. Bases 234 to 2849 code for a protein of 871 amino acids. NCBI's taxonomy places the organism in Eukaryota, Metazoa, Chordata, Mammalia, Chiroptera, Phyllostomidae. Gene Ontology annotation, molecular function: RNA binding. The transcript is spliced from 11 exons.
GAGGGCGGGGGGCGGGGCCUUGCGUUGCGCCGCGGGCACGUCCCUGCGCGUACUCAGUAUUUAAUGUCUCUGUGUUCCAACGGCCUGGGCGAGCACGUGGGGCAGCGGCCGGAGCGCGCCGCUUUGGGGCCGGGCCUCUGGGGCCGAGUAGGGGGUCGGGGGGCGGCGGCGGGCGAGGACCCUGUAUCCCGACAGUGGCCGAGGAGCUGGUGUAACUACUUCCAGCCUCCAGGAUGGCCAUCCAAUUCCGUUCACUUUUCCCCUUGGCAUUGCCUGGAAUGCUAGCGCUCCUCGGCUGGUGGUGGUUUUUCUCUCGUAAAAAAGAGCAUGUCAGCAGCCAUGACGAACCGGUGGGGGCCAGCACUGUGGAGCUGAGGGCCGACCCUGCCAUCAAGCAACUGGUCCCUGUGGAAGACCCCUGUCCUGCAGCAGAGUCCACGCCCCCCACUGUCACACAGCCAGCAGAAAAGGAGCUGGCCACCAUAAUCGAGCCUUCUGCAGAGCCCCCAGCCUUGCUACGGGCACAUCCAGCCUGCCGUACAUCAGAGUCCUCAGACAGCCUUUCUACCACCACAGACACGAGAUUUCGACCAGGAACACACAGAGAUGACAGCGCCAGGGUGGAACUAGCCCUCACUGCUGAUGAAGCCAGGUCUGUUCCUCCGGAGUGCUCCCUUCCACCGCCCAAGUCUGUUCUGUCCCCCCACAGAGCCGCUGAGGCGUGCAGGCACGCGGCGGGGCAUGGCCCACAAGGCCAGUCCGCAGCCCCCACGGAGAAGCCUGGCCCUGGGGAGAAGGUGAGGGAGACAGGGGCUGAAGGCACUGGCGAUGCAGUGUUGGGAGAAGGUGUGCUGGAAGAAGGCGUGUUGUCCCUGGAGCCUGGCUCUGCACCACAGAGCAGCAAGGCACCCAGCCUGGCCCCACUGGGAGGAAGAGGAGAGGAGGGGAAGAGCAGCCUGCCUCAGGCGGAUGGGGACGCAGCAGGGAAGCUGCUGAGUGGCCUCACUGAAUCGGCUCAUGCAGAGAGGGCCAAGGAUGUCGAAAUGACAGCAUCCCAGGUCAGAGGUGGCCGAGCCUGUGAAGGAGAACUGAGCAAAGAGGAAACCUUGGAUGAAAAUGAUACGAUUGAGCAAGCUGCCUUCCAGAUUAUCUCCAAAGUGAUCUUGGAGGCCACUGAAGAAGUGCUGGCCACCACCACGGGCAAGACUGAAGACUGCACGGAUCAGGCCUCAGCCGGUCAGCUCCAAGGGCAGCAGGAGAGCUGUGCCCCAGUCUGCCAGAAGACUGCCCUCGGGCAAGAUGCCUCGGAGCCCAGCCCAGCCCUGGGAGAGGCGGCUGCAGUAGAGGAGGCCGCAGCAGAGGCAGCCUUGGCCCCAUCAGAUGCUGCCCUCCCCUCACCAGACCUGUCAGCAGAGGACCUGCCACCACCAAAGACCUAUGUGAGCUGCCUGAGCAGCCCUCUGUCCAGCCCCACCCAGGACAUGAAGCCAAAGAACUCUGUGCACCACAUUGCCCUGGUCCCCUGCCCACCACCAGCCACCCCCCUUGGAGAGCCAUUGGACAACGCGAGUGUAGUGGCGGAAGAUGCUGGCUGUGUCACCUGCACGUCUGACAACAGCCAGGGCGUCCCUUCAGUGGCCUCCUCCGGGCAGUGCGCAGAUUCCGUCAGCACUUCAGGGCUUGAAGACUCGUGUACAGAGACCACCAACUCCAGCCCCAGGGAUAAGGCCUCCACCUCGCCACUGCCACAAAGUACUGUGCCCUUCAGCAAUGGGGUGCUGAAGGGGGAGUUGUCGGACUUGGGGACUGAGGAUGGAUGGACCGUGGAUGCGGAAGCAGAUCAUUCGGGAGGUUCGGACGGGAACAGCAUGGAUUCAGUGGAUGGCUGCUGUGGCCUCAAGAAGACAGACGCUUUCCAGAAUGCCCAGGCAGGCUCCAAUCCUAAGAAGGUGGACCUCAUCAUCUGGGAGAUUGAAGUGCCAAAGCACUUAGUCGGUCGGCUCAUUGGCAAGCAGGGGCGGUACGUGAGCUUUCUGAAGCAAACAUCCGGUGCCAAGAUCUACAUCUCAACCCUGCCUUACACCCAGAACAUCCAGAUCUGCCACAUAGAAGGCUCUCAGCAUCAUGUAGAUAAGGCGCUGAACUUGAUUGGGAAGAAGUUCAAGGAACUGAACCUCACCAACAUCUAUGCUCCCCCACUGCCUUCACUGGCACUGCCUUCUCUUCCAAUGACUUCUUGGCUCAUGCUCCCAGAUGGCAUCACUGUGGAGGUGAUCGUGGUCAACCAGGUCAACGCGGGGCACCUGUUCGUGCAGCAGCACACGCACCCCACCUUCCACGCGCUGCGCAGCCUGGACCACCAGAUGUACCUCUGCUACUCUCAGCCUGGAAUCCCCACCUUGCCCACCCCGGUGGAAAUAACGGUCAUCUGUGCGGCCCCCGGUGUGGAUGGCGCCUGGUGGCGAGCCCAAGUGGUGGCCUCCUAUGAGGAGAGCAACGAAGUGGAGAUUCGCUACGUGGACUACGGUGGAUAUAAGAGAGUGAGAGUCGACGAGCUCCGGCAGAUCCGGUCUGACUUUGUGACCCUGCCGUUCCAGGGAGCGGAAGUCCUUCUGGACAGCGUGAUGCCUCUGUCAGAUGGUGACCACUUCUCACCUGAAGCGGACGCGGCUAUGAGCGAGAUGACCGGAAACACAGCGCUGCUGGCUCAGGUGACAAAUUACAGUCCAACUGGCAUUCCUCUGAUUCAGCUGUGGAGUGUGGUUGGAGACGAGGUGGUGUUGAUAAACCGGUCGCUGGUGGAGCGAGGACUUGCUCAGUGGGUAGACAGCUACUACACAAGCCUCUGACCCCCGUCCCCACGGCCGCCGGAGUCUGUUGCACUGUGGACAUCGGGUGUGGCUCGAGGCAGAGACUUUACACGAGAAUAACAAACGUUGUCUUCCUCAGAAAGUCCUUUUUUUUCUCAUACUGUAGGCAUGCUGAGAAGGUGUUUGGUCUCUGAAGCAAGGAAGGAGCUAUGGGUUGUUUUUAAAGCCAUAGGGUGGUGUUUAACAAGCCAGUCAGCUUAACCUGGUUCUAAGCUGCUGAAGAAGAAAAACUACGUUGACCAAGUUGUCCUGUCCCCUCCUCUCCAUUCCUCUCUUCUCCCUUCCCACUCCCCCCGCCCCGCCCCAACACACAAACCCAACCCGCUGCAGCAGACAGGCCGAGGGUGUGUUGCUCAUUUGAGGGGUUUCUUUUGCUUCAGAAUCUUUCUUCAGGGAGCAAGACAUGAACUGACGAAUUGACAUUAAUUACUUGUACAGCUUGCAUAAAUGGAUUUAUGAUGUUUAACCAGUUUUUAUAAACUUGACCUAGGUCACGAAGCAGGCAGACUUUUUAAUGCAUAUGUAAAUACAAAGCAAUCAUACCUCUCUCUGGCCUUGGUCCGUGGGAGAAGCAAACUGUUUGUUAUCUGGCCAAGCCUUGUUGUAAUUUGUAACCAUUUUCUAUUUGUGCAAACUCUGUAAAUAUGUGUUUAAAAAAUGUAAUAUUUUAUACAAGAUACACUGGAGGACAAAGGGAACUCACGAUUUUUCCACACGCCAUGCCGUCGGUGAGCAGAAGCUGCAGCCACCCGUGAGCCGCCCCUGCUGGGGCUCCAAGGCGUCCCGCACGCUGGCCGGCGUGACUGCAGAGUAGAGGUUGUGGUCUGGGAUUUUCUUUUCUUUCUGUGCAAGUUUGUUUCGGGGGGAAAAAAAGCAAUUCAUUGAAUUAUCAGAGAUUGUGAUCCGGGGAUUUUUUUUUUUCUUUCUCUACAAGUGUGAUUGUGAUUUAAAAAAAAAAACAUUCAUCGAAUUACCAGAGAUUGUGAUUCGGGGAUUUUUUUUUUUUCUGUACAAAUUUGUUAAAAAAAGAAAAAAAAGAAAGAAA